UUGAACUACAAGUCCCGACACGUACCCAACCGACACCCCCUCUUCACUCCGUGCUCACUUCCCUCUUCCGGCCCCGUUUUGCGUUGUUUGGCUAAAGAUGGCGCUAGCGGCUAACACGGGCGAUUCCACUGUGUUUCACCCAAAAAACGAUUCGGCCAGUGGUGACAAAACAUUGACCACGUCGAGCUUCAAUUCGUCAGUUGACGUGCAACAAAGUGUGGUGCAUUGAGAGAAUACACGUCCAUCGCGUAGAAUAACGCGUGGUCGGGCCUCGUCGCGACGUCGUAGGCCUUUGUUCUUUAGGGAGUCGACCGGAGCGGCUGGAACUCCAUUUCCCGUGAGCACCCGCGGCGGCGUCAGCUGGUACGACUCUUCUUCUUCCUCGUGCUGGUAUCUGUAGUUUUCUGAGCAGGAUGUGACUUUUGCGGAAACUUUUUGGCAUUUGUAUUUUUUUGUUUUUUUUUGUUUUUUAAAAUAUGAAUGGACUAAACAAGAGGGUAUUUCCACCUGCCAAUGAAGUUAAGUGAAAUGAUAUUUAAUUUUUCAGUAUUCCACUGGAGGUGUCCACUGACGCUCCACAGUAUGUAUUAUCAUUAUUAUUAUUAUAUCUGUGUAAAUCGCGAGGGGGUGAAACAUUCAGAUAAGUGAACCUGGACAUUCAGAGCGGAACCAUGGCAGCAUCACCUGCACAAGGUGCAGGCAAAACAUCUCGCGCUGCCUCCAGAGAUGGCCACGCGUCAUCACCAGAGUUCUCCUUGACCUGGUGCUUGGCUCACCUCUGCAAACCCGGACCAGGGGCCGAACACCACGGCAACGGCAAGGCGGCGGACACAGGUGGCGGUGGCAGAGACAUGGACAAGAGGUCCAGGGUCUCCCAGUGGCGAGCCCUGGUCGCGAUCCGCACGCAGCACAUCAAGGGGGACAAGGCGGGCAUCGCCACGUUCAGAACCCAAGGGGGUCUCCGGCCCCUGCUGGACCUGCUCCAGCGCCCGGAGUGCUCCAGGAAAACCCUGGACCUGGCCCUGAGCAUCCUGGCCAACUGCUGCACGGAGCCAGAGACACGCGUAGAGGUUCGUAAACUGGAUGGAAUAGAUGUUGUUGUGGGGAUCCUGAAGAGAAACGUGGCCCUGGAGACCGUCCAGAACCGAGCUGCCCGGGCUUUGGGGAACUUGGCCAUGGAUCCAGAGAGCUCUGCUCUCAUCCACUCUGCUGGUGGAGUUCCUCUCCUCCUCCUCUGCGUCUCUCUGUCUUCCGCCCCGUCUUCCCCGACCGCUGCUCUACCAAAAGACCCCUGUCCCAAGCUGGAGUGUGCUCAGUCGGCUGCCCGGGCCCUCCUCUACCUUUCGGACACGCCCUCUAACCGCCUCUCUCUGCUCACCCAAGGGACCCUGUCGGCCCUCGCUCCUCUCAUCGCUCCGGAAUAUCCACUGGCGCUGCGGCGGGCGGCGCUCAGGACCCUGCACGAGCUGACCCGGGGCUGCGGUGUCGAAUGUGCCCGGGAGGUGUCCCGCUCCGGGGUUCUCGCUCAGCUCGGCGUCAUUGCGUCGGGGGAGGAGUCUGGUAAACCCUUCGAGGAGCUGGCACUGAAAACGCUGGCCAACCUGUGCACCCAAGGCUGCCUGCGUCCGCUAGUGGGGUCGCUGGGCGUCAUCCAGAAGUUCACAGAGGAAGUGAAGAAGGACCAGCUGAAGUCCGGCGUGUUCCUCAAGGCACUGUGCUUGUGCUGCAAGGAGGCAGUCAACCGGGCCAAGGUGAAGGAGAGCGGCGGGCUGGAGGUACUCACCGGCUUCCUGUCCGCCCACCAGAGUCACCCUCUGUCCCGGCUCGUCAUUCUGGCCUGUGUGGACUUUGUGUUCGAUGAGUCCGCCAUGGAGCAGCUGCAGGAGUUGGGGCUGGUCCCGCUGCUCGUCGCACGGCUGGUGGAGCUCAGCAGGGGCGAGGAGGAGCAGUAUGCCGAGAAGAUGGACGUGAGCCUCGCGUCGAGCAUGUCGCCCGACCUCCUGUCCUCGUCCUGCUUUGAAUCUUUCGACUUCCCUACUCCCGAGAGCUACAAGAAGGAAGAGGCUGGCAGGGAGCAGGGUCUCUGUUCGUCGAGCUUUCAAAGCCUCAGGUCCUGGUUGGUGUCUGAGGGACUGAUCUCGUCUGAGGGCGACCUGCCGGAUUCCUCAGGCGUUGACGGGGAGUGGGGGAGUCUUCAGAUUCCCCUGUCUUCGUCCGCAAACCCAGACUCCAGUUCACCUAAAAACCCCUCCACGUCUAACCUGACUCCUUCUUCUGCUUCCAAAAAGGCAGCUCAGCCUUCCCCCGCUAAAAUCACUGAUCAAACUUCCUCCAGUCCUCAGACUUCCAGUGCACCUGCGACCCAAAAUCAGCCCGGUUCCUCCGCAAUCUCGUCUCCCACGAAAACCACGACCCACACGCCGGUGUCACCAUCAAAGUUCUCCUCCCCUCACAGACGGAGGCAGCGGGCUCAUUUUGCAGCUUCUCUGACCAAGGUCACCCUGGAUACCCCUCCGUCGGUGCCCCGCCCGGCGGCCUACCACCACCCGUACCACCCCGAGCCCUGGACGACCGAGUCGCCUAUCCUGCUGCUGCUGUCGCGCUUCUCCCACGCCACUGACCCGAGCGCCGCGCUGGUCAGCUCCGGCGUCAUGACGGGCCUGCUCUACUACCUCACGCAGCACCAAGACCCCAGCAGCCGGUGCUUCCGCAUGCUCUGCCGACUGAGCUGCAACCCAAACUGCUUGCAGGCGCUGGUCCGCACGGGCUCGGUGGCGUUGAUUCGCCACCGUCUCUGCCAGCGGGAGGAAGGGUCCGAGCGGGACGAGAGGCAGACGGACCGAGUGAAAGCCAAAGUCAAACAACUGGGUGCUUCGCUUCUCAAUAAUCUGCGUGUCCAGUGCGAGUCUGGAUUUGGCGCCGGGGUCCUCGCACACGUGAUGAUGUCGGGCUCUGAGUCGGACAAGGUGAACUGUGCGCUGUCUCUGCCGUUAAUAAGCAGCAACAAGAUCCUGUUGAAGAAGCUCCUCCUGGACAGCGGCGGGCUCCUCUCGGCUCUGCAGCCGCUCGGUUGCGAGGACGACGAGGACGACGGCGCUGCGGAUGAAAACAACGCCGCUGAACGUAGGCGGCUGCUCUCUGACCUGUUUAACUCACCACAUGCCGGGCGGCAGACCUCCCGUGUCCAAUCGCUGUACUUCUCUCUCCUGAUCGGAUGCCUGUCCACCCUGACGGCGAGCGUUAAAACUGAGCUGGACAAAAGACACAUAAAUCUGUCAGUCGCUAAUGUUGGCAGGGUUUCUCCCCCUCCCUCGAAAAAGCCUCGACUAUCUGACAAAUGUCCUCACGGUCUGUCAGACUUUGACCUGUUCUUGCUGCUGGACGACGGGACUCGGAUCCCGGCCAAUAGGGAGGCUGUGGCCGGGGCGGAGGGGACGGAGAGCGUGGGGUCUGAAUACUUCCGUGCUCUGUUGAGAGGCGGAUUUGGAGAAGCUCAGGUUGAUGUAGAAGAAGCCAUCCACAUCAGAGAUGUGAGCGUGGGUAUGUUACUACCGGUGCUGCAUUACCUGCACGGGUGUCGCUUCGCAGAGGACACGGAAUCCUCAGGGGGAAGGGAUGAAGGACAGAGGGGAGGACGGUGUCAGGUUUUGGACUCGUUGGUCCACGAGGGACUGAGCGUCAGUCAAAAGGACUCGGUGGAAGACUUUGCUUUCCAGAAAACACCUUUAGGCGAGGCGAUGAUCGGAGCAUGCCGGUUUCUGGUGACGGAGCUGCAGCGAGAGCUGGAGGAUCUCUGCGUGUCUCUUCUUCUUCUGUCCUGCUCCACCAAGGCCCCGACGGGAGCUGAUCCAGUUCCCGCGGAGGACCACAAGGACCCGAAAUGCCUCGAGUCGGCUGAGGAGAACCUGGCCCAUCGGACGUCCGAGCUGGAGCUGACCGGUCUCGAGGCGAAGAAACCGAACAGUUCCCCGCUGCGAACACACAGUAAGAAAUCCUCUCUCGUCAGAGCGGUUAAAAAGGGCAACAGGGGACUCGACACGAGUUCGGACCAGAAGACGGCGGAACGCAUCGAAGAGUCGAUUUCGAGAGCAAAGAACCCGAUCAAAGGUUCGACGGAGCCUCUGAAAUCCGCGGCCCGGGGCUCCGCCUCUUCCCCAGAAGCCGCUGCAGGAGGCGGGGCUCUGGCCGCUCUCCUCCCGCAGGUGUAUUGGUUCUCCCAGCGCCACAGCUACCCGGCGCUGGGCCGGGCCUGCCUGUCUCUGCUGCUGGGCUGUCGGGACCGUCCUCGGGCCUUCGCCUCCUCCACCCUCGCUCGGGACUGCCUCCGCAGACUCGCCCGAGAGGCCGACUGCGCAGACGCUCUGAAGCAGGGUCUAGUGAGUCUGGUCGCGGUCGCUCUGAGCUGAAUGUACUGAUCUGUGGCGGGAGGUCAGGGGGCGUAGACGUGUAACGGGAGCGUAGAUAAUAAGUGUCUCGAAAAGUUGCCAUCGUAUUAAUUUUUAUCAAAUCACACGAUAGAACACGCGCAGGUCAUAAUCAUGGAACGGUUCAUCUGAGCUGUAUGAAUUUCUUCCGCACUAAACAGAACUGACUGACUGCUUCAAUUUAUUUCUAUUAUUGAGAUUUAUCGCCAAUGGAUACGAAACUGUUGCCUGUCCCAUCAUUAAACCGCUCUGUUAACAAUUUACCGCCGAUGAAUUAGCUUCUAAAGACAUUUGUGUUGUGAUCAUGUUUAAUUUAAAAAGUUUUUUUUUUUUAUUUAAAUUUUUUUGGGGGCGGGGGCAAAGUUUAAGCACAUUGAUACACGAUGCAUUCGAUAGACGUCAUGUAGCUGGAGGUUCUGGAUUUAUCUGAUUCGAUCAUGGAGCCAGUUGUUUAUGUUGUACAUACAGAUCUUAUGGAAUAGCAGCUAUAUAAAAGUGUAUAGGUUUCACACCCCUGCCCCCUUAUAAACGUAUACAUCCGAAUAUAUUGUUGCAACAUCA
Messenger RNA from Scophthalmus maximus (turbot), 4985 nucleotides. It is a transcript of the gene armc5, whose product is annotated as armadillo repeat containing 5. The transcript has 7 exons. Gene Ontology annotation, biological process: anatomical structure morphogenesis. The coding region runs from base 672 to 4406 and encodes 1244 amino acids. The record is from RefSeq and is a predicted model, not a curated record. Gene Ontology annotation, molecular function: protein binding. Gene Ontology annotation, cellular component: cytosol. Lineage: Eukaryota; Metazoa; Chordata; Actinopteri; Pleuronectiformes; Scophthalmidae.